GCCUUUUGAAAACAAUAGAUUAGAGAGAGAAUAAAGGCAUUUUUUCUUUAUAAGAGAGACUGUCCUCUCUUAUAUAUUUGCUUCUUUCUUCUUCCUCUUAUGUUACACUUUCAAUUCCUCCAUAUAAACAUGUCAAGCUGCAUUGAUUCUACUAAUCCUGAGCAACUUUGCUAUAUCCCUUGCAACUUUUGCAAUAUUGUUCUUGCGGUGAGUGUUCCAUGCAGCAACUUGUUUGAUAUAGUGACAGUUCGAUGUGGACACUGCACAAAUAUGUGGACUGUUAAUAUGGCUGCUGCAUUUCAGUCCUCUUCUUAUCAAAGUCAUCAUCACCUUCAUCAGGUAGCAAACUACACUAAUUCUCCUCAUGAAUGCAGCACUAGGAUGGCAGCCCGUCCAUCUAUCACAAACAAUUCUCCUCGUGAGGAGAGGAUUGUAAAUCGACCCCCCGAGAAGAGGCAGCGAGUACCUUCAGCAUAUAACCAGUUCAUAAAAGAGGAGAUUCAGAGGAUCAAGGCUAAUAAUCCAGAUAUUACUCAUAGGGAAGCAUUUAGUACUGCUGCUAAAAAUUGGGCACAUUUCCCUCACAUUCACUUUGGGCUCACGCUGGAGGCUAACAAUCAAGCCAAACUUGGUGCUUCUCAUGAGAACACAGAAAAGCAUAUAAUGCAUCGAGCUGCAUUGCCAAAAAUAAAGACCUUCACCUUCUGAGAGUAAUUUCUACAAGUUAUGUAUGUUGAAUUAUUGAAGGCAAGUGAAAAGCUCAGUGUGUUCGAUUGAGUGUAAGCAUCAAAUAUGAGACCCUUAAUUUAUAAUUUAUUUGUUCUAUUUGUUACUUAUAGAUAUUCUGCAAUUUGGAAACCAAGUUCCCCUAA
Molecule: messenger RNA, 872 nt
Organism: Lycium barbarum (goji berry)
Lineage: Eukaryota; Viridiplantae; Streptophyta; Magnoliopsida; Solanales; Solanaceae
Product: axial regulator YABBY 5-like
Exons: 7
Coding region: 100-708 (202 amino acids)
Biological process (GO): abaxial cell fate specification; cell fate commitment; multicellular organism development
Cellular component (GO): nucleus
Source: RefSeq, a predicted model, not a curated record